AUGGCUGGCUACGCGGAUCCCGACACGCAAAUGGGCGGAGGACCAGGUCAAUACGCAAAUCAGAAUGGCACACCACCGGCGCAGCAACACCAAUUGACGGACCCUGAACUGCGCCUACAAGAGAACCUACAGCAGCUGCGCGAGGGUGGGGACAUGAUGCAUCCAGCCGGUCCGCAGCAACCGCAGUACCAACAGAUGGCUCACAUAGGACCCGCCAUGGGCGCGCAUCAGCACUUCGCAGGACCGACACGCCCAACGCAUUCUCCACAACAAAUGGCGCAACACGUCAUGAACAUGGAGAGACAUCACGAUCCGUAUGAUCCCAACGACCCGAAUCGCAAACGAUCCAAGGUGUCGCGUGCCUGCGACGAAUGCCGAAGGAAGAAGAUUCGAUGCGACGCAACCAGUGAGAACGGCCCGGAAGCUUGCUCUAGUUGUAAAAGAACCGGCGCGCGCUGUCAGUUCAGCCGUCAACCCAUGAAGCGCGGACCUAGCAAAGGUUACAUCAAGGAGCUAGCCGACCGACUCAAUUCGCUCGAAAGCCAGAUACAUCAUCCUCCUGCCCAGUCACACAACUUCGACUUUGGGACCCUAGGUGACCAGUCGUUCCCCGACACACAGAGCCCACCGCAAUUCAAGCGCCAGCGAACUCACUCGAUGACGGAUGGAUUCCACGACGCUUUCAGCCGACCCAACUGGACCGUUCAGGACCGCGGGAACAGCGGAUCUGUAGACCCACAUGGUCUGCCUAUGCUAGCAGACCAAGAAUCAUCGCUAAACGGCAAUCGUCGUACUUCGUUUGGAGACAUGAGUCUAGGUGGCAGCUUGAUCACUGGCUCCCACGAAGAGAUUCUCAAAGCAUAUUACAACAUCAUUCACCCCACACUACCUGUCUUACCACAUCACGAAUCGCAAUUAAAUCGCCUUACAAACUGUCCGUCGAAGCUACGGGAGGCAUUUUUUUUGUCACUAGAAGGCUGCAUCCGAUCCAUUGCCUCGAAGGCUCUGCCGCCUGUCGAGAUCAGCCUUAACCAGCUACUACAACAAUGCUUUACUUCUGUCGAUGCGGCCAACUAUUGCCUCCACGACACAGACAGCUCAAGACAGUUUUACAAUCAUUUGGUGUACUGCCAGUCAAUGAUUCUGCUUGCUGCAGCGUCUGACAGACCGAGCCCAGGCGUCAUAGGCAGCACAACAGGACUGCUGGGCCGCAUCUCAGCCUGUAUUGCUGACGCAGCGAUCAACGACUCGAGGACAUUGGCUACAAUGAAAGAGCAAGACCUUGAAGUAUAUCAGACAGCACGUCGCGUGUAUUGGACUGCAUUAAUUCUAGAUCGCUUCCAUGGCUCUAGUCGAUCAAAGGACAUGAUGAUUCGAAGGUAUUCUGGGACUCUUUCGCGCGACGACUACACAGCUCUGGGCGAAGUCGGCUACUACCUUGCCCGUACUGCCUUAAUUGUCGGCCGAAUAGCCUACGUGAACCGCGCAGGAAGUGUUCCAAAUGUGGAAUCAUCGGCUCCCUUUGCCUUUUCAGCACUCAAACCUGGGACCGUAGAAUCAGAAUAUCUCAACGGGGCACUAGACGAAGUCAAACAGUCCAUCGAUCUGACGACCUUGACGCGCAACUCCCCUCCUCACUUGGCGCAUCAGUAUCUCAGAGUGUUCAUCGCGCGGCUUUCGUUGCAAAACAUACCUUCUGCGGAAGUUUUCGACGCCACCAAGGAACUGCUCAGUAAUUUGACAAGCGGCGCGAUAACUCCUUUGCACCACAUUUUCGCCGCUCUAGUGGCUACGUCUCUUACCGAACUGGCCGAUCGAGCCGAGAUGCAAGCUGAGGCAAACGCAAGCAUCAAGGAGAUGAACGAUGCGCUGUCAAACGGUCAGAUCAUACAUCGCAGCUCCGAUGGUCUGGGUUGGGAAACAGCGAUUGGGGAAUUGCUCCAGAAGAAGAAGUCUUCUACCCCCCCUUAUACUGGUCCAGAGCAAGCCAGUCCUGCGCUAGAACCCAACAUGGCCGGACUGCAACACCUUGCUGCAGCUGCGGUUGGAGAACGUGAAUCAACUGGUGAUAACCGUCCUGGCAGCUCUUCCCAGCUGAAGGUCGACAAUGACCUCUCAGCUGCCAUGGCUGCUGCUAAUGAGGCAGCCAAGGCGCAAGCCCAGGCGACUGCUGCUGCUGCUCAGGACCUGUUCCACUAA
This is a messenger RNA of Alternaria burnsii, 2199 nucleotides long. RefSeq lists its product as uncharacterized. The coding region runs from base 1 to 2199 and encodes 732 amino acids. Gene Ontology annotation, cellular component: nucleus. Lineage: Eukaryota; Fungi; Ascomycota; Dothideomycetes; Pleosporales; Pleosporaceae. The transcript has 5 exons. Gene Ontology annotation, molecular function: DNA-binding transcription factor activity, RNA polymerase II-specific; zinc ion binding. The record is from RefSeq and is a predicted model, not a curated record.